CUAAUUUCUAGUUAUUUUUAAUGUGACUAAUAAUUAUUAAAAAUAUUCAAUUAUUUUAUUUAUAGAAAUUAGUAACUAAUCUUAAAAAUUAAUUAAUAUUAUUUAUAAAAUAUAUUAAUUUAUUUUAGAGAUAUGAAACAAAAAUAAAGUAUUUUACAUUACUAUUCAAAUGAUAUCUAAAGUACAAAAAUUGUAUGAUAAUUUUAUUUUUAUGAAAAUAUUAUUUAUUAAUUAUUAAUUAAUUAAAAUAUAGUAGUUUCUUCAAAAAAAAUAUAAAAAUUCGUUUUUUAAAAAAAAAGCUAAUAAAAGUUGGUUUUUGGUUUUUCUUCAUAAAUUGGUUAAACUUUUCAAAAACAAGUUUUUCUAAAUUUUAGAAAAUCUAUUUGUUGAAAAACUUGAUUGGCAAAUGAAAUGGUUUUUAGAAAAACAAAAAUAAAAAGCUAAAACUUGAUUGGAGGAAAAAUAGUUUUUGAGAAAACAAAAACCAAAAAGUAGUCUAAAAACUACAAACAAUCAACCUCUAAGUUAAGUCCGGUUUAAUUUCACAUGCCGACUAACCGCCAGCAAUUACUGAAUCGAUCAAACCAUUGUUGACAUAAGUUUGGUUUCCUUGUCUCUCCCAAAUCUUCAAACAGCUUUGUCUCUUUGCGAUCAGAUCUCACCGGAGACGCACAAAUUCGCGAAGAGCGAUGGCUUCAGGUUUCAGCGGCGAUGAAACUGCUCCCUUCUUCGGAUUCCUCGGCGCCGCCGCCGCUCUCGUUUUCUCCUGUAUGGGAGCAGCGUACGGGACAGCUAAGAGCGGGGUUGGUGUGGCGUCGAUGGGUGUGAUGAGACCAGAGCUUGUAAUGAAAUCGAUAGUUCCGGUGGUUAUGGCUGGUGUGUUAGGUAUUUACGGUCUGAUCAUAGCUGUCAUCAUCAGUACUGGAAUCAACCCAAAGGCCAAGUCUUACUAUCUCUUCGAUGGCUAUGCUCAUCUCUCUUCCGGUUUAGCUUGUGGUCUCGCCGGUCUCUCCGCCGGUAUGGCUAUCGGCAUCGUCGGCGACGCCGGUGUCAGAGCGAAUGCACAACAACCAAAGCUGUUUGUGGGAAUGAUUCUGAUUCUCAUCUUUGCUGAAGCACUUGCGCUGUACGGUCUUAUCGUUGGUAUCAUCCUCUCUUCUCGUGCUGGUCAGUCUAGAGCCGAGUGAAACCAGAACGUCUCUGUUCUUAUGUGCUAAAUCCUUGUAAUGUUUUUAGAUAUGUUUUCACUUCCGAUACUCAUGGCAUUGCGAGUUUUUUUAUUUUCUCAUGAAUAACAAGCAAAAAAUCAGUUGCAUUUGGUUCUAAAUGUUUAUUUUAUUUGCUCACUAUAUUGAAUACAUCCAUAAGUAAUAAAAUAAGAUGAUUCAGUGAUUUUUGGUUAGUGUUCUUGAUAUUGUUGUGUCUAA
This is a messenger RNA of Brassica rapa (field mustard), 1427 nucleotides long. RefSeq names its product V-type proton ATPase subunit c2. Gene Ontology annotation, molecular function: proton-transporting ATPase activity, rotational mechanism. NCBI's taxonomy places the organism in Eukaryota, Viridiplantae, Streptophyta, Magnoliopsida, Brassicales, Brassicaceae. The record is from RefSeq and is a predicted model, not a curated record. Gene Ontology annotation, cellular component: proton-transporting V-type ATPase, V0 domain. Gene Ontology annotation, biological process: proton transmembrane transport.